AUGCAGAAAGCUACAUAUUAUGACAACUCUGGACUGUUUGGAGGCUACAGCUAUCCCAAACCUGACUCUUACAACUAUGGCCCUUCUCACCAGUCCUACACGGGCGCCAGCAUUGAAUCUGAAUACCAAGGCCCAGUGUGCCCUAUCCAGACCUCUACUGUGCGCACUCCGAGCCUCAAAGACAGCGAGAUGACUGGGGACUGCAUGCGCCAGGGCAGUACCCAGAGCAGCAGCAGCCAGGCCAGCAGCGUGGGAGAGCCGCAGCCCCCACCACUGUCUGCUGCAUCCCCCGGUUCUAACAGCUCUACACCCAAGAAGAAAUCUCCGUCUGGAGCAUCAGGCUCCACCACACCGGCCUUAACCAAGCAGAUAUUCCCCUGGAUGAAAGAGACUCGUCAAAACUCCAAACAGAAGAGCAACAACUGUAGUGCGAGUGCAGGGGAGGUGAGUGAUGAAAAGAGCCCUCCAGGACCGGCUUCCAAGCGAGUCAGAACCGCGUACACCAGUGCUCAACUUGUGGAGCUGGAGAAGGAGUUCCAUUUUAAUCGUUACUUGUGUCGCCCUCGGAGAGUGGAAAUGGCCAAUCUGUUGAAUCUAACUGAGCGCCAAAUAAAGAUCUGGUUUCAAAACCGAAGGAUGAAAUACAAAAAGGACCAGAAAUCUAAAGGCAUGGCGCAUUCCCCUCUGGGACACUCUCCGGACAGGAGCCCUCCACUGAGUGGCCCAAAUCACAUUGGGUAUUCCGGCCAACUCCAAAAUGUGAACAGCCUCAGUUACGACGCGCCCUCACCGCCUUCCUUUGCUAAACCACAACAAAACAUGUACGGAUUGGCCGCCUACACGGCACCGUUAGGUGGAUGCAUCCCGCAGCAGAAAAGGUACCCGGGCUCUGAGUACGAACACCACGGCUUGCAGACCAAUAGUUUUGCCAAUGCAAAUUUACAAGGAAGCCCAGUUUAUGUGGGUGGGAACUUUGUUGAUUCCAUGCCAGCCUCGGGCCCCAUGUUCAACCUCGGUCAUCUUCCUCACCCGUCAUCCACCAGUGUGGACUACAGCUGCGCGGCGCAGAUCCCAGGAAACCACCACCACGGACCCUGUGAUCCCCACCCCACGUACACAGACCUCACGUCUCACCAGGCGUCUCAGGGAAGGAUUCAGGAAGCGCCUAAACUCACACAUUUGUAA
This is a messenger RNA of Knipowitschia caucasica, 1185 nucleotides long. Lineage: Eukaryota; Metazoa; Chordata; Actinopteri; Gobiiformes; Gobiidae. The record is from the annotation of a GenBank genome assembly.